GAUUGUAGUGCAAUCUGAUUCUGCAACUGGCGAUGCUUCAAGCAGACAAGCAGCCAACCAUCACUUUUUUAACAACAUCAUAUUUUUUAAGAUAAUUUGAAAAUGUUACGUUUGAUAAGUAAAAAGUUGUUAGCUACUUAUUCUCCCAUCUCACCUUGUGCACAAUGUGGUCUGGUACAGAAGCUUCGCAGCCUGUCGCUGGACGAUAACUUGUUAAAAGCCGAUAUCAAAGGCGACUACAAAUUCUUAGAUCCUGACAACCAUUACCAAAAAUUUCGCCAAGUUUGGUUAGAAAAUUUGGAUACAACGCAGGAGAAAAAGCUCGGUAUCAUAUCCUUGCAUCCAGAAAUUUUUGCUACCAAACCAAGGGUCGACAUCAUUCAUCAAAACAUCACCUGGCAACGACUUUUCAGGUAUAUCAAUUACGCUUGUACUAAAGUUACAUCCGAAGUCCGAGGAGGUGGUCGCAAACCCUGGCCACAAAAAGGCAUGGGCAAAGCUCGUCAUGGCAGCAUAAGAUCUGUACUCUGGCGUAAAGGAGGUAGAGCACAUGGCCCACGAGGCCCAAAACCUUAUUUCUACAUGCUUCCCCAUCAUAUACGAGUAUGGGGUCUUGUUAGUGCCUUUUCAACCAAACUUGCUCAAGAUGACUUACACAUAGUUAAAAGUCUCGAUAUUCCCACUGAUGAUCCAGAAUAUGUGACUCAACUUGUUAAGGAAAGAAAUUGGGGUCCCAGUGUUCUAUUCAUUGAUGUAUCUGAUAUUAUGCCAUUGAAUCUUAUAACUGCUACAGACUCUAUCAAGCACAUCAAUUGCAUGCCUGGCUAUGGUUUAAAUGUUCACAGUAUAUUGAAACAUAAUACUCUAGUAUUGACAGAAGAUGCAGCUUCAUGGGUUCAAGGAAAGCUCCUUUAUCAUUUGAAUCAGAUCAAACCUCCAGAAAAUAUUAAAUAAUAUGUAACAAUGUAAAUAAUAUAUCAAUUUAUAUUUUAAGAGUCCAAAA
Messenger RNA from Trichogramma pretiosum, 1003 nucleotides. It is a transcript of the gene mRpL4, whose product is annotated as 39S ribosomal protein L4, mitochondrial. NCBI's taxonomy places the organism in Eukaryota, Metazoa, Arthropoda, Insecta, Hymenoptera, Trichogrammatidae. The record is from RefSeq and is a predicted model, not a curated record. The transcript has a single exon. Gene Ontology annotation, biological process: translation. Gene Ontology annotation, cellular component: ribosome. The coding region runs from base 103 to 954 and encodes 283 amino acids. Gene Ontology annotation, molecular function: structural constituent of ribosome.